CUAAUGGUUAAAUUAUUGGAACAAGAAACUCACAUUUAUUAGAGAUCACACUUUCCACCAGGCAGCAAACAUACUGCUGAUCAUUGAAACUACCGAUAGAUUAGAAAAAAGAUUAGUUGCUAAGCUCCAAUUCAUAGUAGAAGCAAAAGCCAUAACUAAUGCACAUUGUUUGUGUCCCAUCAUUUUAGAGAAGUAGUUGAGCAGACCACCAGUCUCACCUAUAUCAUAAUUGCUUCUAUGAUCCACUCUCUCUCUAGCUUCUAUAAAUCCCAGAAGACUGCUAUUUUUUCUCUCUCUAUAUAGCCCUUUUUUGUUGUUUACUGUUGUUAAUUUGCAUUCAUGGCGGGAUUUUUUUCACUCCUCAGGCGCCUAUACCUUACUAUCUAUAACUGGGCUGUUUUCAUUGGCUGGUCUCAGGUUCUGUUUCUUGCUGUCAAAACUUUGAAGGAAUCAGGUUAUCAACAUGUUUAUAAUGCUGUUGAGAGGCCUCUCUUUCUUGCUCAAACCGCUGCAGUUUUGGAGAUUUUUCAUGGUCUGGUUGGAUUGGUGAGGUCUCCAAUAACAGCAACACUACCACAGAUUGGUUCGAGACUGUAUGUAACAUGGGGCAUCUUGUAUAGCUUCCCUGAGAUCCGGACUCACUUCCUUGUUAGCUCUUUGGUUAUCAGCUGGUCAAUCACUGAGAUAAUUCGGUAUUCUUUCUUUGGCACGAAGGAGGCACUUGGUUAUGCACCUGCAUGGCUCAUGUGGCUCAGAUAUAGCACCUUUUUGUUGUUGUAUCCCACCGGUAUCAGCAGUGAAGUUGGUCUAAUCUACUUUGCCUUGCCAUACAUCAAGAAAUCUGAGAAAUAUUGCAUAAGGAUGCCCAACACGUGGAACUUUUCUUUUGAUAAUUUCUAUGCUGCUAUUCUUGUACUUGGGAUCUAUGUACCAGGCAGCCCUCACAUGUACAGCUAUAUGCUUGGGCAGAGGAAGAAAGCUCUCUCAAAAUCAAAAAGGGAGUAGAUUGGGAGCAAAAUUUUCUGACGUUGCAACUUUGGCUUAUCAAUACUUGAUCCAUGCAGUGAGAUACUUUAUCCUGGACAGGUUAUGAGCAUAUUAACAAAGUGGAUGUUAUGUGUUCAUCAUAGGCUGUGUUAUUUAAUCUGUUGGUUUAGGGCAGGAGUCUUAAAACUACCCUCCAGUUUGUAGUUUAUAUGAUGUGACAAUGAUAAACCAAAUUGAUUAUUGAUUAAGUUAUUCUUUAAGAAA
Messenger RNA from Ricinus communis (castor bean), 1251 nucleotides. Its product is annotated as very-long-chain (3R)-3-hydroxyacyl-CoA dehydratase PASTICCINO 2. Gene Ontology annotation, cellular component: endoplasmic reticulum membrane. Gene Ontology annotation, biological process: sphingolipid biosynthetic process; fatty acid elongation; very long-chain fatty acid biosynthetic process. Lineage: Eukaryota; Viridiplantae; Streptophyta; Magnoliopsida; Malpighiales; Euphorbiaceae. Bases 340 to 1005 code for a protein of 221 amino acids. Gene Ontology annotation, molecular function: 3-hydroxyacyl-CoA dehydratase activity. The record is from RefSeq and is a predicted model, not a curated record. The transcript has 9 exons.